CUGGUGCAGGUGCUCUGUCUCUUCGGGGGAGGAGGAUGCCAUAGGAAGGACGGGCAGAGGGGUACAAAAAAUGAAGGAAAACGCAGAGAGAGGAGAGCACAGGAUAUGAUAUAAGCAGGGUAUCAGUCUGGAAACGGAGGAAGCUGAAUAUGAAAGAUUUAUUGAAAGGGGCACUUUGAGCUAUUAUUCCUGGUUGGCAAUAGUACUAUGAUUUGGUAUGUGGCCACUUUGAUAGCAAGUGUUUUCAGCACCCGAGGAACGGCAGCUCAAGGUGCCCACGGAGUGAGAGAGGAGCCCCAGUUUGUGACGGCCCGUGCAGGAGAGAGCGUUGUUUUGGGAUGUGACGUGAGCCACCCCCUAAACGGCCAGCAGACUCCCUAUGUUGUGGAGUGGUUCAAAUUCGGUGUGCCUAUUCCUUUCUUCAUCAACUUCCGCUUCUACCCUCCUCAUGUGGACCCUGAGUACGCCGGGAGAGCCAGCCUGCAUGGCAAAGCAUCUCUGCAGAUCGAGCAGGUGCGCUCUGAAGACCAGGGCUGGUACGAGUGCAGGGUCCUCAUGCUGGAGCAACAGUACGACACCUUCCACAACGGCAGCUGGGUUCACCUUACAGUCAAUGCGCCCCCUACGUUCUCGGACACGCCGCCGCAGUAUGUGGAGGCGAGGGAGGGUGGAAGCAUCACUCUGACCUGCACUGCCUUCGGGAACCCCAAACCGGUGUUGACCUGGCUGAGAGAGGGGGAUCAGCUGACCAGCACUCGGAAAUACACGGUGAGUGACGGCAGUCUGACAGUGCAGGCCAUCACGCGGGAGGACCGAGGGGCAUACAGCUGCCGUGCCCACAGUGACCAGGGGGAAGCGCUACACACCACCCGCCUGCUGGUGCAAGGUCCUCCAUACAUUGUGACACCACCUGAGAACAUCACUGUUAACAUAUCCCAGAAUGCCCAAUUUACGUGCCAAGCAGAGGCGUAUCCUGGCAACCUGACCUACACCUGGUACUGGGAGGAGGACAACGUCUACUUCAAGAAUGAUCUGAAGCUUCGUGUGCGCAUCUUCAUUGACGGAACCCUCAUUAUCUACAGAGUGAAGCCAGAGGAUGCUGGGAAAUACACCUGCAGCCCCAGUAACAGCCUGGGCAUCUCCCCCUCCGCUUCAGCUUACCUGACCGUGCAAUACCCUGCCCGUGUUGUGAACAUGCCACCUGUCAUCUAUGUCCCAAGAAAGUUGCCAGGAAUCAUUCGCUGCCCAGUGGAUGCCAACCCCCCUGUUACAUCAGUCAGAUGGGAGAAAGAUGGGUACCCCCUCAGAAUUGAGAAGUAUCCUGGAUGGAGCCAAAUGGCAGAUGGAAGCAUUCGGGUGGCAGAGGUCACUGAAGACUCCCUUGGCACCUACACCUGUGUGCCUUACAAUGUCCUAGGUACCAUGGGACAGUCCCCUCCGGCCACUCUGGUGCUAAAGGACCCCCCUUACUUCAAUGUGAGGCCCGGGGGGGAGUACCGUCAGGAGGCGGGAAGAGAGCUGGUUAUCCCCUGUGCUGCUUCUGGAGACCCUGAGAUUCCAACCAUACAGUGGAGAAAGGUUGGGAAGCCCAGCAGAAGCAAACACAACAUCUUACCAAGUGGUAGCUUACAGUUUGUCUCUCUGAGCAAAGAGGAUCAUGGGGAGUGGGAAUGUGUUGCCACCAAUGUUGUAACAAGCAUCACUGCCAGCACACGCCUUUUUGUAAUAGGCACUAGUCCACAUGCGCCAACUAAUGUCCACGUGUCAGCAUCUACAAGCUCUGCUAACGUUUCCUGGGAACCUGGAUAUGACGGAGGAUUCGAGCAGACGUUCUCGGUUUGGUACGGCCCGGUAAAAGUGAAGAAUGAUGUAGGAACCCAUGAUUGGCUCUCCAUACCUGUGCCCGGAUCUCAGACGUGGUUAGUGGUUCAGGGGUUGGAGCCAAAGACUGCCUAUCAAUUCAGUGUGCUGGCCCAGAACAAACUGGGCACCGGCCCCUUCAGUGAGGUAGUCACUGUGACUACAGGAGGGUACCCUAUUAGUACCCCUGAACCACUGGUGCUUCUAACUCCACCACGGUGCCUCACAGCCAACCGGACACAGCAGGGUGUAUUGUUAACAUGGCUUCCUCCAGCCAAUCACUCUUCACCAAUUGACCGAUACGUCAUCGAAUUUCGUCUUGGAGAAAAAUGGGAGGUUCUGGAUGACUUGAUUCCUGCCACUGAGACUGAGAUUAUAGCAAGAGAUCUUAUUCAGGACUCUUGGUAUGAAUUCCGAGCACUAGCUAUAAUGGAUGAUCUUGUCAGUGAAAGCAGUAAUGUGGUGGGAGUGUCAAGUACAGACCCCUUCCCUCCCACAGAGAUCUCAGACGAAGGGCUGGCCAAGCCAGUAGUGGCGGGCAUCGUGGCCACCAUCUGUUUCUUGGCAGCUGCCAUCCUCUUCAGCACGCUUGCUGCAUGUUUCGUCAACAAGCAACAUCGUCGCAAGCUCAAACGCAAGCGAGACCCACCACUAUCGAUUACGCACACAAGGAAAAGCAUCGAAUCUCCGCCUCCUCUUACCCCCUUGCCUGGCAUUGAGCCCUACUGGGAAGAGCCAGACAGGAGCAGCUACAGGCCCCCAUCUACCAGCCCUCAGCUGUCCUCUGGGAAGAUCAGUCCUGAGAGCAUCGCUUCAUCCCGGCCCUCAUCUCUGGCCAGUGUGGGUGGUCAUGGUCUUUACGUUAAGAAGUUGCCAAGCCCCAGGAAAGAGAAAGAGCUUUCCCUCUAUAAGAAAACCAAGAGAGCAAUAACCAGUAAGAAGUACAGCGUGUCCAAGCACGAGGCUGAGGUCACCACGCCCAUCGAGCUGAUCAGCCGUGGACCUGAUGGCCGAUUCGUCAUGGACCCCAAUGACAUCGACACAUCCCUCAAGCCCAGACGCAUUGAGGGUUUUCCUUUUGUGGAGGAAUCAGACUUGUAUCCUGAGUUCCGCCAAUCAGAUGAGGAGAAUGAUGACCCAGGGCCCCUACCCCCAGUCAUGGCCACCCUCAGGCCCCAGAUUUCCCCUGUGUCCUCCAGCCAGGAGUCCUACAUGCAGCCCCCAGCCUACAGUCCCCGGUUCCAGAGGCCAAUGGAAGGUAUGAGCAUCUCGGAGGGUAGUCGGCUUCAGGCCACAGGGCAGAGCCGGGUCUCCCAUUUUCACAGGGUCUUCCCUCCAGGCCCCUUCUAUGGCUAUAUAGGUAGUGGUGCUGAGGUGGAACUUCACCCUCCGUUUUACAUGCCUGAUGUUAGCCCACGUAGCUCUGCCAUGUCCUCCUCACCUUCAUACCCCCCUGAGGGGCCGUUUCGCCAUCCCACCAUCCCAGAGGAGAGGGAGGAGCUGAGGAUCCAUCAGUAUGGUGCCUCCGGCCACGCCCUCCCACUGGUGCAUAGCCCUCCCUCCUCUCGCUCGACCGAGAUCUGGCAGCCUCCUGAUUUCCCCUUUCUGGGUCAGGAGGGUCCCCGUCUCACACUUCCACCUCGUCAUUCCUCAUAUCUCCACCGGGACCUCCCCGAGCCCCCACCAUACCCCUCCCAUAGUCGCACAGUUAGCACCACCUCUCAGCUCCCUUCAAGCUCUGCUUUCCUCCAGCUAGAGGCCCCUAGAACCCACCUGAGCAGAUCUCCCGGCAGGUUCCCGCCUCAGGGCCCUUCAGCCAAGCAUAUAACUAUGCAACAGGCCCAGACUCUGGGGCAGUUGAGACACACUGCCCAUGGUAUGGGUGUACCAGUGUUGCCUUACUCAGGCGCCACGGCCCGCAUGGGGAGCCCAAGCACACUGCACAGUGAGAGCUCGGAUGGCUGGAGGUCUGAGGCCCAGCCUUGGAUGAGCCCCAGGGCAGCUCGAAAGAUGGAUCUCGGCCUGCAGCAAGUGGUCCUGCAGCCAUCACGACUCUCCCCUCUGACCCAGACCCCUCCCAGCUCACAUGCCGGCUCUCCAGACAUUCUCGUCCGCCCUCCUCCCCGCCCCAGCAUCCUGCGGUCUUCCCGCUCUCAAGAGAUGCCCGAGAGUGCCCGUCACCCUGCCAGUGUCUCCUUCUCCCGAAGGUCUCUUUCCUCCUCCCCUGCCACUUCACCUACCCAAGGCCAGAGCGGCCAACGGCCAAGCCUCAGCUACCGUGCCCACAUGGCCUUUGCCACAGCCGCGGCCAGCUACCCCUCCCAGUCCCCUUCACCCCCUGCGGAGAGCAGUGAUGCUUUCGGCCAGAUGCCAUCUCAGAGAAGGACAGAUGAGGAGAUGCUCCCCUCAGAACCCUCUCCAGGCUAUCUGGGCAGCAUUGUUGUGACCAGGUCCUCUUCACCACAAUAGCCUCAGCAGCAGGGGAGACUGUCUGUAAACGCUUUGUGUUUCUGUGCCUUGUGAACCCAUGAGUUGUUGGCUGACUCUUCAGUAUGGACGUUUGAGUGUCAUGAUCUCUGCCAUGAUAGAGGAAUGGCAUGUGCGAUAAAAGACUACACUUUACAGGAAACAUGACCUCUGUGGUCAGUUUGAUAGGAAACCAGUGUGCGUACUGGGAAACAGGAGAUUUUGGCUAAUUGUUAUUUGAUUGGACAGUGCUGGCAGCAUGGCAGCAGUGUACACCAUGAGGUAAAGGUUUAUUCAUGCUAAUUUAGGUGUGUUCUGUAGUAAAUGAGUUGGGCAGAAAUGAUAAAUUCAACUCACCCGACUAACUGAACUAAUACAGUGUGCUUUAAUUUGCAGAGUACCCAAUGAAGAAGAGCUUUGGUUUAUCUUAAAAUAAAUUUGGUGUUUAUUUUUAUGCGCAUGAAAAAUGAACUAUUUGAUAAACAAAAAUAACAUCUAACAAGGCUUUUCUUGCAUUUUGCCAAAAGGUGAUUAACUGCUAAAUUGCACUGAAUGAAUGGUACUUUUGUCACAAAGGCUUUAACACUGCACUUGGCAUUGGGCAGCCAAAAUGUUCCCUGAGGGAGGCUAAAUCUCAGUUUGAUCAGGCCGGUGGAUGGGAACGCACCCUGGUGGCAGGGUGAAUUAAUGCAUCAUUGUGUUUGUCUCUCACAGGGAGCAUCUAGGUGCAGUCAGAGUCCCUGCAGGGUCUGAGAGUUUUGAAGCACUGAUUUAUUAUUGUAUUAAUAAAGCCAAGAAAUCAUCAGC
Messenger RNA from Danio aesculapii, 5133 nucleotides. It is a transcript of the gene igsf9ba, whose product is annotated as immunoglobulin superfamily, member 9Ba. The transcript is spliced from 21 exons. Gene Ontology annotation, biological process: cell-cell adhesion. Lineage: Eukaryota; Metazoa; Chordata; Actinopteri; Cypriniformes; Danionidae. The coding region runs from base 208 to 4329 and encodes 1373 amino acids. The record is from RefSeq and is a predicted model, not a curated record. Gene Ontology annotation, molecular function: protein binding.